UGCAUCAAGCGGCGGUCUGACGUCAAUGCCACACCCGUGUGACGUCAUUGUUGGGCCAUUCCGGCAUGUUGCAAUGUCUGAUAUGCGUCGAUGCCAGUCUGUCAUAGGCAUGACGUCAGCCUGACGCGUGUGACGUCAUUGUGACGUCAGUGUGACGCGUGACCGGCAGGAUUGGCGGUCCGCAGGCGCAGCUCGUCAGCGCCUCGUACGCUCGGUUGCCUAUCAUCUGGACCGACAUUGUGCCUACAAAAAGCAGAUCGCGGGUGUGCCGCGAAUACGACAGCGACAAGAACGGCCGCAUCAAGUUCAGGAUCCCCGGGCUCGACCUGGGUGUCGUCAAUGUGAAUGUGAAUGUGAAGGCACUGCGUGCAGGCAUCAGGUCAUCGACGGCCAGCAGCAGGCUGAAAAUCUGGUUCUCUCCAUCCAACUCAUUUAUGUCCAUAGAAGUGGUGAAGACUCCUUUCGACUUGAAAUGCAGUGGGUCCCUCGUCUUGAGGGUCAAGAGGACAUUCGACAUAGGAAAUAGGCAACUUACGUAUAUGAUCAUGACGCGAGGCCAGAUCAUCCGUCAGAGCUACGUUGACUCCCGGGGGCUGAUCAGAGUCCCCUUGGGUUUCGACGUGUCGCCGGUCUUUAAGGUUCUUGUCUACUUCGUCAACUCCCUGGGCGAGAUCGUGUCGGACUCCAAGGCCUUCAAAGUAGCCAACUGCUUCCAGAGCCAGGUCAGCGUGUCAUGGAACAAGAAGCAGGUGAAGCCAGGGGAAACGGCCACAUUUACUGUGCGCGGCGCGCCCAACUCUCUCUGUGGCGUCUCGGCGCUGGACCGCAGUGUGGAGCUCCUGAGCAGCGCCAACAAGCUGACGGCGGACAGCGUAUUUGCGAAGCUGCGUCAAUUCAUUAUCAGCGCUGGCAGCUACCCGAGCCUCAUCGAAAGCCCCUACGUCUACUGCAAGCGCAAGCCACGCCAUGGCUGGACGCCUGUCUUUGGGCCUCUGAACACCUCACCAUCGCCAUUUCCUCAAAAUUCUCAACCGCCAAGCCGAUACCGGACGCACUACUACUAUAUAGUAGAAGAGGACGACGCCAUCAAAGCAUAUGAUGAGGCCGGGUACCUGCCGCUGACAAAUCUGGUGCUGGAGACCCGUCCCUGCGAGCGACGGAAGAGGAUCAUCUGCCCACAUUGCCGUUACCUCAAUGGGGGCGGUAGCGGCGUCCCAAGACAUCAGUUUCUUCAACGCUCAGGCACUACUGGUCCGUCACCGGCUGUGGCUAAUUCGGCAGGCCGGACGUCGGCGGCCGUGGCUGUGGCCGUACGCUCCUUUUUCCCGGAGACGUUCCUCUUCCAGCUGGAGGGUCUUGGGGGCGACGGUGAGGUGGAUCUCAAGCAGAAGAUGCCAGACACCAUCACACGCUGGGUCGGCUCCGCCUUCUGCAGCAACUUAAAGAGCGGGUUCGGACUCUCGGAGACGGCCUCCAUUACCACAUUCAAGCCGUUCUUUGCUGAGAUCAACGUGCCGUUCUCGGUCAAGCGAGGCGAACUGCUACGGCUCAAGGUCUCCGUGUUCAACUUCCUGGCGACUGAUCUGUCGGUGCUGGUCGAACUGGCGCCCUCUAAGGACUUCAGCGUGGACGGCGGCGCGCCACGCACCCACGCGAUCUGCGUGCGGGCGGACCGGCCGUCGGUGGUGGAGUUUCCGCUGCAGUUCAGCAGCCUGGGCGAUGUGGACAUCACGGCGACGGUGCGGGCGGACGGCGCUGCCUGUGGCAAGCCCAACACCGUGCAGGCCAGUGACGCGCUGCGCCGCAGCUUGCUGGUGAAGCCUGAGGGCUUCCCGCAGGAGGAGGUGUCCACCGCCUUCGUUUGCCGGCCAGAGGGUACCCCAGCCGCCACAGUGGUGACGUUCCCGCUGCAACUGCUUCCCACGCUGGUGCCCGACUCGCAGCGCGCCUGGAUCUCCGUCGUUGGGGACCUGCUCGCGCCGUCCUCCGCGAAUUUGGAACGCUUGGUGCGAGUCCCCACUGGAUGCGGAGAGCAGAACAUGAUCGGCUUUGUUCCCAACAUCUUCGUCCGGCGUUACCUUGAGGAAGUCAAGCUGAUCACAGAUGCUCUUCGGAUAAGAACUACGAAUAACAUGAGGACCGGCUAUCAGCGCGAACUGCGCUUCCGGCGCCGUGAGGGCUCCUAUUCCGCUUUCCCGGAGCGGACGCCGAAGAUCCGCAACGGCUCGCUCUGGCUGACGGCGUACGUGGUGCGCUCGUACGCGGCCGCCAGCCGCUACAUUGCCAUCGAUGCUAAAGACCUGGACAUCAGCACGCGCUGGAUCGCCGGCCGCCAGGAGGCGACCGGCGAAUUCAGCCCGCACGGCGCGCUCUUCCACCGUGAGAUGCGGGGCGGCGUCGGCAGAGGCGGCAACGAGGCGCUCACGGCGUACGUGGUGCUGGCACUGAUGGAGGCCGGCGGCCAGCAGGCGGUCGUCAAGCGCGGCCUCGACUUCCUCGUCAAGACGUCCGUCUUCAGCACGCUGUAUGCCGAGGUUCUGGUGACACACGCACUCGUGCAGAGUGGCAGGACGGAGGGCGCGACGCGCCUGGCCGCCCUGCUGAAGAAGGGCGUGCGCCGUGGCGGCCAGCUGCACUGGGAGGGCGACCGGUCCAGCGUGCACGGUGGCAGUCGCGCCGUCGACGUGGAGAUGACGUCAUACAUGGUGCUCUCGCUGCUGAAGGUCGGCGGCCGGGCCAACCUGGGUGAGGCAGCGCUCGCCAUCAAGUGGGUGAAUACACAGCGCAACAACGUCGGCGGCUUCGUGUCCACGCAGGACACUGUGGUGGCGUUGGCGGCGCUAACUGAGUUCGCCGUUGCCACGUACUCACCCAAGAUGUCGGUGGACGUGACGGCGUCCGCGCAGGGCGGCUUCUCGGAGCGAAUCAGCGUCACCGCCGGCACGCGCCUUCUCACGCGACAGCGUAGGAUCCCGGACCCCCUGAAGCUGCCCAACUCGGUCAAGUUCGAGGUGGCCGGCGAGGGGUGCGCCGUCGUGCAGUCGUUGUUCCGGUACAACACCAAGACUGCUUUCCCUGACCCGAGCUUCAAUCUGAAGGCCAACAUCAUCAAAAAGAGCAGCACGUGUUCCACAUUCACCUUGAGUAUCUGUGCAAGUUUCAAGAAACCCAAUACUGAGAGCAACAUGGCAAUUAUUGAGAUCGAAAUGAUAUCCGGGUUUGUGACGGUGGACAAAUCUCUGAGAGAUGUGGAGAAAGAAGGAGUGAUCCAGCGGUGGGAGUUCAAGGAAGGCAAGGCCAGCCUCUACUUCGACGAGUUCACCACCACCGAGGUGUGCUUCAGCGUGCGCUUCACGCAGGCCGUGGCCGUGGAAAAACUGAAGCCCGCUGUCGUUCGAAUCUACGACUACUACGCCGUGGAGGACAGAUUCGAAGUGGAGUACGGGCCACCCUGCAAGACAUAAGGUUACCCUUCACU
Molecule: messenger RNA, 3478 nt
Organism: Pollicipes pollicipes
Lineage: Eukaryota; Metazoa; Arthropoda; Thecostraca; Pollicipedomorpha; Pollicipedidae
Product: alpha-1-inhibitor 3
Exons: 17
Coding region: 435-3464 (1009 amino acids)
Cellular component (GO): extracellular region
Molecular function (GO): endopeptidase inhibitor activity
Source: RefSeq, a predicted model, not a curated record